Empidonax traillii (willow flycatcher) is the source of this 2806-nucleotide messenger RNA. RefSeq lists its product as uncharacterized. The record is from RefSeq and is a predicted model, not a curated record. The transcript is spliced from 3 exons. NCBI's taxonomy places the organism in Eukaryota, Metazoa, Chordata, Aves, Passeriformes, Tyrannidae. Bases 488 to 2806 code for a protein of 772 amino acids.
AACCUUCUCGGGAUGCCUGCCGUGGGCUUGUUCUCCUCUCGCAGCUCUUCAGAUCUUCCCGGGCGAGGGCAGCUCCCUGCCACGACGCGCCUGCAUUGAGCGGGUCUGUGCGGCGCUCCGAGGGCCGUGGAUGUCGGCGAUGCCGUAAGGAACAGCCCGGCAGCGCCUCUGGCUCUGCCCGUGUCCCCGAGGUCCCCGCAGGGCCGGGGGAAGCGGCACCCCGCUCCCGCUAUGCCCCUCUGCCGUCUAGCGCUGGAGUUGGCUGUCAGAGAAACCUUCGAGGUCCCCUGCUCGGCCCCGGUAGUGUCAUGAGUUAGAUUAGUUGGAGCUGUGCUGGGGGCGGUGAGGGCUUGGAUUACAGUCCAGAACUCAAAGUGCUUCGGUGGUUCACGUCGGAGGGGAGAGGAGACGCCCCGUCGCACACAUGGAGGAAAAAGAGAAAAAACGCCGUCUCUGGAAGUGAGGGGCGAUAAAGGAGGCCGGGAACAUGGACUCGGAGUCGCUGGACGGCUGCAUUCAGAGCACGUUAUCGACGCUCUACCCUCCGUUUGAGGCCACCGCGGCCACCGUCCUGUGCCAAGUUUUUGAUGUGGUGGAGAAGACGUACCGUGGGGAUGGACUGCGCUACCUCAUAGACUUCCUGAUUCCAGCCAAGCACAUCCUGCAGUGCAUUCAGCAGGAUGCCUGUGCUCAGUACUGCGGGUUGCUGUUCCGCCACGCGGGCUGGCCCCUGUGCAUCCACGAGAAGAUUGUAAUCCAGCUGGCUUCCAUUGACUGGCGAGUCUUGGAGCCUGGUGACUUCUACCUGCAGGUGGUCCCCCAUGAGAAGAAGUCUCCACGAAUUGUCCUGAAAUGUUUGGCAAAGGACAAGCAUAAUGUAGAGGAAGUGGUGAUUCCAGAAGUUUCAUAUACCUCUAUUUUUACUCUGGAAUGGCUGAGCACGUUCAAUGGAGAGCGGAUGGGUAUAGCACUGGAAAAUUGUUUACUAACCACUGAUGAUAAAAUAUUUCGUAUCCCCUGGGAUAAAGUGGUUAAUCCUGAAUUUAUAAACAAACCAAAAUUAAUUGAAAACAGUAUCAUCUCUCCGGAAAUAACAGAGGAACGUUCGAUUUUGUGCCUCCCCACGGAUCAUACCGAGUGCAGUUCACCAGAGUCGGAGUCUCAGCACCUACGGGAACAACAUCCAAAUCGAGACGACCUGGUCAUUAGCAGCACAGCUCCACAGUUAAGUGGGGCUCUUGUCAAUGGUGUCUGCACGAGUCCUGUGCCUCCAGAGAACUUGCUAAGUGACCUUGAAGGGGAGUACGUUGAGCUGGCAGAAGUUUCACUGCCCAGGUUUGGGUCACAAACAGGCUCUUUAACCCCAUCGCUGGCUUUGAAUUACCUAACUCAGCCCAGAGCACGAGUGAAUGAGUCUAAAGGCAAGCACAGGUUUAUUGUCCCACAAGACAGCACCUACUCCAAGAACUUAAUUCAGUCAGCACUUAUGCAGAAGGAGCACUGUCAGAUGGACACUCUGAGCACUCCUGGAGAAGUUCUCAAAAAUGUCAUUCCGUCAGAAAGCGGCAAAAUGAUGGCACAUGGAGAAGCGUCUCCUGAAGGUCAGCUGGUACCAGCUGGUCCUGGAAACAUGGGGAAUAAUUUUCCCGUGCCUGAGUCUCAUGCUUGCAGCACAGAAGGUUCAUGUGCAGAGCAGGAGGCCGGCAGUGAACGCUCGCUGGACUGGCGGUACGCGCUGUGCAGCUACAGCGACGCGUGUGCUGGAGAUGGCCUCAGCUGCAAGGCACAGACACCUGGUGCUCGUGGGGACAUGGAGGGAGAAAGCCAUGGUCCCACCAGAAAUGCUGCUCUUGAAACAUCUGAGCAGGGCCCAGAAACCAUUGUGAAUGCUGCUGCUGCUGCUGGAGAGGGUCAGAAUGAAAGGACAGAGGUGGACGCCCCUCCUGUGUCCGUCCCAGGGCCUUUGGGACCACGCUGCACACCAGAGGAAGGUUCUGAUGUCUUGUGCCAGAAUGUCAGUGAAAGUGUUGUGCCAGUUCAGGCCACUGCACUGCCUGAGAGUUCAGAUGUGUGUGUGGGGAGAAGCUCUCCCUCAGGGAACGAGGCAGAUGUAGGUUCUUGCUGCAGCGAUACGGAAGCAAGUUCUCCCUUAAAUACUCCAGAACAGAAGCAAGAAGUAGAUGAAUUUGAGGUGGGAAGAAGGGAUAGCCAAGAAGAAGUCAGAGAGAUUAAAGAGAUGUUGACAGCAAAUGAAAACCAGACUAGUCACAGUCACUGUUCUGUCAAAGCUUCUACGGAUGGACCUUUGUCAGAUGGUGAAAAGCAAGAGCAUAAAAAGGCUGAAGAAGCCACACUACUCCAAACUGCUCUGUCAGAGGGGGGUCAGAUGACAGAACAGUUAAAUAACAGUGACUCUUUGGGCCCUGAUCCACAAACAGAAGAGUCAAGUCAAUUCAAAACCCAGAGUUCUGGAGAGAGGUCUGAGGAACCACAAAGACUGGUGGAAAACCAGGGCUGUGAAAGUGAAGAGAGCUCUGUGCUGAACCCAGAGUGUGUGGCAGUACAGGACUCCCAGGGAAGGGAGGAGACCCAGGGAAGUUCUUCUUAUGGGGAAAAGUCAAAGACCAAAACCUCAAAAACACUGGAAGCCAUUGAAGAGGAACUGGAGGUUGGACCACUGUCCUCAGGACCUGCUGAGGGACUCACAGAGCCCAGUACUCUGCAGUCCCACCCAGAGGCAGCUUCUGGGACAUCAUCUCCUAAAGGUACAACUGUUGAAUGCUUGUUUGAUAACAUGGGUCGAUAG